Molecule: messenger RNA, 1418 nt
Organism: Papaver somniferum (opium poppy)
Lineage: Eukaryota; Viridiplantae; Streptophyta; Magnoliopsida; Ranunculales; Papaveraceae
Product: phosphoglycerate kinase, cytosolic-like
Exons: 7
Coding region: 138-1418 (426 amino acids)
Biological process (GO): glycolytic process; gluconeogenesis
Cellular component (GO): cytosol
Molecular function (GO): ATP binding; ADP binding; phosphoglycerate kinase activity
Source: RefSeq, a predicted model, not a curated record
CUUGAACCCUCCUUGGGUAUCAAGGAAGCCUAAUCUUUCAAAAUAAAUAUCAGAAUUAAACUUGAACAAGUUCAAUAAAAUAACUUUGCAGACUCUUAAAUAGACUUGGGUAAACUCGUUUCUUUCUCUUCAGUUCGAUGGAUCGUCAUUCCCAUACCUAUCGUCAUUCCUAUCCCUAUCUAAUUGAUUCGGGAACGCCGUUAACGUAUGACCCAAUAUAUAAAGACAAAAAACAUCCUUCUGUAACAGUAACAAAGAAGAGAAGUGUUGAUGAUCUGGAAGAAGCCGAUUUACGAGGAAAACGAGUACUAGUGAGGGUUGAGUUAAAUGAUUCUUCUGAAAUUCCGGCCACUGCUCCUACUAUUCAGUACUUGAUAAAUCAUCGAGCUAGAGUUAUUCUCUGCGGGCAUCUUGGUGGACAUGGAGAUGAAGUAACCCCCUCUAGCUUGAGGGAUGUUACACCUGUACUAUCUCAGGUCAUAGGAACCACGGUUGUUAUGGCCAGUGGUUGUAUUGGGGAGGAAGUUGAAGAAAUGGUUGCUGCACUCCAAGAUGGAGAUAUUGUACUGCUUGAGAAUGUCAGAAUGUACAAAGAGGAAGUGGAGAAUGGCCACUGUUUUGCGGAGAAGUUAGCUUCUCUUGCUGACCUCUAUGUCAAUGACGCAUUUCAAACCACUAGCUUAGCUCAUACUUCCACCCUGGGAGUUACUAAAUUCUUAAGGCCUGCUGUGGCUGGACUCACUAUGAAGAAGGAACUGGACUAUCUUGUUGGAGUUGCCUCACAUCCUAGCAGGCCAUUUGCCGCCAUUGUUGGUGGUUCAAAGCUCUCAUCCAAGUGGGAACUUAUUGAGGCUUUGUUGGAUAAAGUUGAUAUCCUCCUUUUAGGUGGAGAAAUGAUCUUCACAUUUUACAAGGCCCAAGGCUGCAGUGUUGGGUCAUCCCUCGUUGAGGAACACAUGUUUGAUCUUGCAAUGUCAAUCUUGAAGAAGGCCAAGGACAAGAAAGUUGAACUUAUCAUCCCAAAUGAUGUUUUGAUUAGUCGAUUAAAUACCCGUGACACAGAGAUCAAGCAAGUAUCAGUACAUUCUAUCCCAAAUGGCUGGAGGGGUGUGGACAUCGGUUCCUGUACCAUCUAUAUGUAUGCGUGUCACCUCGCCGUUGCGAAGACUAUCUUAUGGAUUGGAGCCAUGGGAGCAUCAAAUAUCUCUAUUGGGACAGAGGCAGUUGCUAAGCUCUUGGCCGAGCUUAGCGACAAGGGAGCAACAACAGUUGUUGCUGAAGGUGUGUCGAUAGCUUCUUUGGAGAGGCUAGGAGUGGCUGAUAAAAUGUCUCACAUCUCAAGAGGAGGUGUAACUACUACGGCCCUGCUUCAAGGGAGUUCACUACCUUCGCUUCUUGCUUUAGACGAUGCUGUCUAA